CCCGUCUACCCUCCCUUCUCUCUCCCCUCCCCACCCCUCCAGACUGGCAGGAUUGAGCCCAACUACCCCAAGGUCUGUGGCCACCAGGGCAACGUGCUGGACAUCAAAUGGAACCCUUUCAUUGACAACAUCAUCGCCUCCUGCUCUGAGGACACAUCGGUGCGCAUCUGGGAGGUCCCCGCGGGCGGGCUGAAGCGUAACAUGACGGAGGCGCUGCUGGAGCUGCACGGCCACAGCCGGCGCGUGGGGCUGGUCGAGUGGCAUCCCACCACCAACAACAUCCUCUUCAGCGCCGGCUAUGACUACAAGGUCCUCAUCUGGAACCUGGACAUAGGGGAGCCAGUGAAGAUGAUCGACUGCCACUCGGACGUCAUCCUCUGCAUGUCCUUCAACACGGACGGCAGCCUGCUCACCACCGCGUGCAAGGACAAGAAGCUGCGGGUCAUCGAGCCCCGCUCCGGCCGCGUGCUGCAGGAAGCCAGCUGCAAAAAGCACCGUGUGAACCGGGUGGUGUUCCUGGGGGACAUGAAGCGCCUCCUCACCACCGGGGUGUCGCGCUGGAACACCAGGCAGAUUGCUCUCUGGGACCAGGAGGACCUGUCCAUACCGCUGAUCGAGGAGGAGAUAGACGGGCUCUCGGGGCUCCUGUUCCCCUUCUAUGACGCCGACACCCACAUGCUCUACCUGGCGGGGAAGGGAGACGGGAACAUCCGUUACUACGAGAUCAGCGCGGAGAAGCCCUACCUCAGCUACCUCAUGGAGUUCCGCUCGCCGGCCCCGCAGAAAGGCCUCGGGGUCAUGCCCAAGCACGGGCUGGACGUGGCAGCCUGCGAGGUCUUCCGCUUCUACAAGCUGGUGACGCUUAAGGGGCUGGUGGAACCCAUCUCCAUGAUCGUGCCCCGGAGGUCGGACUCCUACCAGGAAGACAUCUACCCCAUGACUCCAGGCACAGAGCCUGCUCUGACCCCUGAUGAGUGGCUGGGCGGCAUCAACAGAGAUCCCGUGCUGAUGUCUCUAAAGGAAGGCUACAAGAAGUCCUCCAAGAUUGUCUUCAAGGCACCGAUCAGGGAGAAGAAGAGUGUGGUGGUCAAUGGCAUUGACCUGCUGGAGAAUGUCCCGCCCAGGACAGAGAACGAGCUUCUGCGGAUGUUCUUCCGGCAGCAGGACGAGAUCCGGCGGCUCAAGGAGGAGCUGGCCCACCGGGACCUGCGGCUCCGCCAGCUGCAGCUGGAGCUGCGAAACCUGCGCAACAGCCCAAAGAACUGCUAGCCCGCCGCCCGCCGCCCCACCGCAGACCGCCGCCCUCGCCCUCCGCAUGCCGGCAGGGCUGGGGGCAGCAUCUCAGGAGGCCGUGGGCCUGGACUUGUCCCUGAGGGUGGCCGCCAGGAGAUGGGGGCUUCCCACUGGGGCUCAGGGGACCCCCACCCGCCGUGCACCCCAGUGUCAGGGGGUUGGCUCCCCUUCAGCGCCUGUCCCCUCUGUCUCCACCCUGCCUUGUGGGCUUGGCCACGGGGCCCAGCCUUGGGGUUGCCUGACUCUCUGCUUUGGGGGAUCGGGUCCAGGAGCCCCCCACCCGCACAGGACGGGGCCUGCACUUCCGGGUCCGACGACACCCCCUCCAGGACAGAGCCGAAGCCAUGUCCCUUGUCCCUGAGCCCACCAGGAGUGCCACCACACGCCCCCCCAGACCCUGCUCGGCGCCCUGCGUCCCCCAGCCCAGGGACCCACCCAUGAGGCCUCUGAGGCUGAGGGGGACCUCUGGGGACGGCGGGCAGGGUGGUCUCCGGACACAGGGUCCCUGGGCACUUCUAUCUGUUGCUGCAGCCUUACACCUGUAGAGUGACCCAGACCCCCCCAGAUGCUCCACCUCCCCUCAGGCCUCCAAGCUCCUCCUAGGCCCCCCAGACACCCAGCUCCCCCCAGACACCCAGCUCCCCCCAGACACCCAGCUCCCCCCAGACACCCAGCUUCCCCCAGACACCCAGCUCCCCCCAGACACCCAGCUCCCCCACACACCCAGCUCCCCCCAGACACCCAGCUCCCCCCAGACACCCAGCUCCCCCACACACCCAGCUCCCCCACACACCCAGCUCCCCCCAGACACCCAGCUCCCCCACACACCCAGCUCCCCCACACACCCAGCUCCCCCCAGACACCCAGCUCCCCCCAGACACCCAGCUCCCCCACACACCCAGCUCCCCCCAGACACCAGCUCCCCCCACACACCCAGCUCCCCCCAGACACCCAGCUCCCCCCAGACACCCAGCUCCCCCACACACCCAGCUCCCCCCAGACACCCAGCUCCCCCACACACCCAGCUCCCCCACACACCCAGCUCCCCCCAGACACCCAGCUCCCCCCAGACACCCAGCUCCCCCCAGACACCCAGCUCCCCCACACACCCAGCUCCCCCCAGACACCCAGCUCCCCCACACACCCAGCUCCCCCACACACCCAGCUCCCCCCAGACACCCAGCUCCCCCCAGACACCCAGCUCCCCCACACACCCAGCUCCCCCACACACCCAGCUCCCCCCGACACCCAGCUCCCCCACACACCCAGCUCCCCCCAGACACCCAGCUCCCCCACACACCCAGCUCCCCCACACACCCAGCUCCCCCACACACCCAGCUCCCCCCAGACACCCAGCUCCCCCACACACCCAGCUCCCCCACACACCCAGCUCCCCCACACACCCAGCUCCCCCCAACACCCAGCUCCCCCAGACACCCAGCUCCCCCCAAUUCAUCCCCUAGACACCCAGCUCCCCCCAGACACCCAGCUCCCCCAGACACCCAGCUCCCCCAGACACCCAGCUCCCCCCAGUCCACCCCCUAGACACCCCCACCCAGCACAGCACUUUACAUGGAGUUUCUGGGGCGGCAGGGAGGGAGGGUCACAGACCCCCAAGAUGCCACCCUGAAGAUGGGUGUCCUGAGCUUUCUGUCUUCUCUCCACUUCCUGGGCUCCCCCAGCUCCUGGCCCACUGGGGGGGGGGGUCAGGAACGGGGGUCCCUCCCGUCUCACUAGUCAGGACCCACCAGAUGCCCCCUCCCACCCCUGCGACUUCUGGGGGGCCGCCAUGUACCCCCACACCCGCUGUCCACAGCCUUUUUGACUUUUCUCUCAGCCUUAGGGAUCUUCUGUGACUAUUUAUGCCGCCUUCCCAGAUCACAACUGAAAUAAAAUGUUUUCAACCGAG
This is a messenger RNA of Erinaceus europaeus (western European hedgehog), 3202 nucleotides long. It is a transcript of the gene CORO2B, whose product is annotated as coronin 2B. Gene Ontology annotation, biological process: actin filament organization. NCBI's taxonomy places the organism in Eukaryota, Metazoa, Chordata, Mammalia, Eulipotyphla, Erinaceidae. Gene Ontology annotation, molecular function: actin filament binding. The transcript has 10 exons. The record is from RefSeq and is a predicted model, not a curated record. The annotation marks the transcript as partial.